Molecule: messenger RNA, 737 nt
Organism: Phytophthora nicotianae INRA-310
Lineage: Eukaryota; Oomycota; Peronosporomycetes; Peronosporales; Peronosporaceae
Exons: 1
Coding region: 203-379 (58 amino acids)
Source: RefSeq, a predicted model, not a curated record
UGCAAAACUAACAGAAAGAAUAUUCUCAACUCGAGGCGCAGAGUUUUAGACACUUUUGGACUUCCCAACGGACAUCGGCAGGCCCCAGAGCUGGCCACCAAGAGCUGCCCUAAGGAUCACAGCGGCCGCUGAGAGCUAUCGCAAGGACUCAGGGGUUGCUGAACUACAUUGAUGGCCUCCCAGAGCUGCUGAGAGGACCACCAUGGCCGCCCCAAGCUGCAGUAAGAACGACGACGGCCGCCCGGAUGCUGCUGGAAGUGACACGACGACCGUCCGGAGAUGCUGGAAGAGUGGAGACCGCCGCCCAGAGCUGCUGAAAGAACGACGACGGCUGCCAGAGCUGCUGAAAAAUGGUGGCCGCCCCCCAGAGCUGCUGUAAGGAGAACAACGGCUUCCAGAGCUGCUGGAUAGACAAAAUGAGCGCCCAAAACUGAUGUAACACCAUCCAGAGCUGCCGUAGCAACAAAAGUGGUCACAACGAUGAUAAAAGCAUGUAAAUAAUGGAACUAACCAGAUCUACGUGGCGAACUUACUGCUAGUAUCAUUAUUAUACUUAGUAUAAAGUACUUCUUGAAGUACUACUAGUUGCAAUGGAGGAAGGAAAAAGCAAGCAGGAGAUACACUCAAUUCGAAAGACAAGUUGUUGCUUUGCUUUAUGCCACUUGAAGUAUUAGUUUAUUGGCAGCAUCGACGCUGGCAGGAAUCGAUUUGAUUGCCGCCGGCAAAACCAUUAGCAC